AUGAUUCCAAAGGCUCCUCUCGGCCUUUUUGGCCUCUUGUUACUACAGUUUGCGAACGGGGACCAAAAUGCAGAGCGAAUACAACUCGACCCCAAGUAUGCGCAAGACCGAGCGUACAUGGUUUUCAACGAGAUUCAUUCCGCCGGCCGACUAUGGGGCUCAUCUCUGUAUCACAAUGGGUUCGGAUUUUUCCCAGCUACAGUGCCUGCUGGUACGAUGUUUUACCACGGUUCCCGACAAAACGUAACACCAGCAGGGCUGGAGUGGUUAGCCUUUGACCUAGAACAUGCCGAGAACUUUGCGCGCUCUUUUAAAUUCAAGCCGGGGAGGGGGCAUCCUCCAGUACCGAUCCCAGGCAAGGAUAAAUCUGAGCAAGAUGACAAUGUACUCGAAGGAGGCCUUCGUGAGGAGUUACGGCGUCGCAACGAGCGAAUCUCAAAAGAACUCCAUGUUCGAGAUGACGGCGAAGACGGCGAUGUUAACGUUCGUGGCUAUCUGCAUUUAUACCAGACAACACGUGAACUCAACUUUCUCUUACUCGACGGAAUGAGCGCCGGCAAGACGCGCAUGGGCACACUAGACUCUCAGGAUCUUGUACUCCGCGAGAACAAAGGCGACCAUAAAAUGAUGGACGAAAAGAAUCGAGCGGACGAUCUUUGCAAAAUCGCAACUAAAUGGGGUUUGGAUGGAUUUGUGCGGAUGGAAAUUGGCGUCGAAGUCAUCAAAUGUGACUUUAGCAAGGACUUGAACCUGGUCAACAUGAUGCGCACAGAACUGCGUGAUCAUUUGGUGGACAACAAAGACUUGACCGCAUUUCAAUGGGUGAGGGCUGUUGCAGAGAGAUACGAUGAUAUUGGGGCCGACCGAUUGCGGAUCGACUUUUCUUCCAUGGUAUCUGGCCUCUUCUUUCCCAUCAACGUCUCAAACACCGACCCGGAGCGACCGGACCUCAAAAGACUCGGCGCAGCGACAAUAGAGGAGCUUGUGGAUAUCAAAGAAUAUCUGAAGGAAGUCUUGCGUCAGCCUCGCAGGUACACUGUGAAUUGGCAAGGUGUGGUUGAUCUCAUCGUGACCAGGUACAGCAAGAGGAUUGCGCUCAUGGCAUAUGAACAACUACCCUCUCGCCACUUCAUCAGUGAAGUUCGGGGUGCUACUCUGACCUGGUACGAUGCACCGUCGUUGCCCGACGAUGUUUCCUUGACGAAAAGAGGAGAAACAAACAGAACUGCUGAUGCUAUUGAGGAAUGCAGGAUACAUUAUCUCAGGCCGGCUCUGCUAGUCAAGGCGAAAUGGAGCGUGGAAGAUAGGUUGAUAUAUACAUCUCUUGACACAGUUAUCGGGACGAUUUGCAACACGCUAUAUUCUGUUCGUGGUCGUUUAUUGAGUGUGUCAGAAAGAGAUGGUGAAGAUGACGAGGAACUGGAAAAGGCAGUUCAGCAUGGUCGAGCUGUGAUGCAAGAACUGAUGGGCGAGUUGGAAUGGACAACUUGGAAGAAGCCUCAGGCUUGUGCACCGGAUGAAGUGCCUGCGAUUGCCAUGUGGCCGUUUGGAACCAAGGAAGAUCAUUGGCAUCCUGGAUGUCGUUCCAUCGAUGUUAUCCAGAACCCCAAUGGGUCAUAUUGGGACUUGUGGGGACCCGGCAGCUGA
Molecule: messenger RNA, 1647 nt
Organism: Fusarium poae
Lineage: Eukaryota; Fungi; Ascomycota; Sordariomycetes; Hypocreales; Nectriaceae
Exons: 1
Coding region: 1-1647 (548 amino acids)
Source: RefSeq, a predicted model, not a curated record